Messenger RNA from Diuraphis noxia (Russian wheat aphid), 996 nucleotides. RefSeq names its product innexin inx2-like. Gene Ontology annotation, biological process: phototransduction. NCBI's taxonomy places the organism in Eukaryota, Metazoa, Arthropoda, Insecta, Hemiptera, Aphididae. Gene Ontology annotation, molecular function: gap junction channel activity. Gene Ontology annotation, cellular component: plasma membrane; gap junction. The record is from RefSeq and is a predicted model, not a curated record.
AUGAUUGACGUUUUUGGAUCCGUGAGGGGUCUGCUAAAGUUGGAUACCGUGUGUAUUGAUAACAACGUAUUCCGGCUACACUACAAAGUAACCGUCGUCGUGCUGGUCAUAUUCUCAUUAAUCGUCACCACCCGUCAGUUCGUUGGUGACCCGAUAGACUGCUUAGUGAUCGGUGUACCAACUCACAUCAUGGACUCGUAUUGUUGGACACACUCGACGUUCACCGUGGACAAAAAGGUUCGCGGCCGUAUCGGCAAAGAUGCCGUGCAACCUGGCGUCGGGCCCUACCGGGAAGGCCAAGACCUGGUCAGUUAUCAAAAGUAUUAUCAGUGGGUGUGCUUCGUCUUGUUCUUUCAAGCUGUGUGUUUCUACAUACCUAGGUAUGUGUGGAAAAUAUAYGAAGGUGGCCGGAUACGGGUACUGGUUAACGACCUCAACAACGUUAUGAUUGACAAAGAGCGAAAGUCCAACAGCAUGAGUCAGCUGGUAGAAUACUUUGCCGUUAACUUACACACGCACAACUUAUACGCUAUGUGGUUUUUCUUCUGCGAAGCGUUAAACUUCGUCAAUGUCGUCGGCCAGAUGCUGUUUCUGAACUACUUUUUUGAAGACGAGUUCAAGACGUACGGUCUCGACGUUUUCCGAUUCAUCAUCAUGGAUCCCAAGGAACGAGGGGAUCCAAUGUCCCGGAUAUUUCCUAAAGUCACAAAGUGCACGUUUGAGAAAUACGGUACGUCCGGUACCAUUCAGAAAUUCGAUGGAUUAUGCCUAUUACCACUAAACGCAGUCAACGAGAAAAUCUACGUAUUCCUGUGGUUCUGGUUCAUGUUCAUUGCUGUGGUGAGUGGUCUCAAUUUAGUGUACCGUACAGCUGUAGUGAUAUUUUCCAAGUUCCGUUUGUUUUUAUUGAGAAGGGAAUCUCGUCUGUCUCCUUGGAAUGAAUUGCGUAUAAUACAUAUUAAAAAAAAACUAUGGUUCAUUAUUUAUGAGUUAUGA